Messenger RNA from Pundamilia nyererei, 3024 nucleotides. RefSeq names its product hepatocyte growth factor a (gene hgfa). Gene Ontology annotation, molecular function: serine-type endopeptidase activity; signaling receptor binding. The transcript is spliced from 18 exons. The record is from RefSeq and is a predicted model, not a curated record. Bases 114 to 2270 code for a protein of 718 amino acids. NCBI's taxonomy places the organism in Eukaryota, Metazoa, Chordata, Actinopteri, Cichliformes, Cichlidae. Gene Ontology annotation, biological process: proteolysis.
CUGUGUGAGGAAGAUAAGUCUUCUGCUCACCAUCAGCCACUCAGAACUUCAAACAAGCUCCGAGUGCGUCGCUCUCUUAAUCCGGAUUCUAACUUGCACCCAAAUCUUUAACCAUGAGGACAUACGUUUGGAUUUAUCAGGCUUUGCUCUGUGUUCUGCUCACUAUUGUGGAUACAGGUUGCUGCAGAAAGUCUCGUCAGUUAUUACAAAGGUAUGAAAAGACUGAAAGCCACAUGCUGGUUUGCACAGACUGUCCUCAGCUCCCAUUGAUACGAACCAGCAACUCAGAGGAACGCUGUGCCCGGAAAUGCAAAGUGAAGAAAAACUUCAACUGCAGAGCCUUUAACUUUCAGCGGCACAGCAAGAAAUGCCACUUGCUUCCUUUUGACCGUUUCACCAACAAUGUGCAGAAGCAGGCCAGCAUCAACUUUACUUUAUACGAAAAAAAAGAUUACAUAAGGGAGUGUAUCACUGGCACCAUGGACAACUACAGAGGAAGGAGGUCAUGGACAAAGUCAAAUAUCACUUGCCAAGCUUGGUCAGAUAAUAACAUCAAUGAGCACACGUUUUAUCCAGAUAGGUACCCAACGCAAGACCUGAGGCACAACUUCUGUCGGAAUCCUAACAACGAUCCCGGUGGUCCGUGGUGCUACACCACAGAUCCCAAUGUACGAGCUGAGGAGUGUGGCAUACCACAGUGUUCAGAAGAUGUCUGCAUGACAUGUAACGGGGAGGAUUACCGGGGUAAAAUGGACCAUACAGAGAGUGGCAAAGAGUGCCAGAGAUGGGACUCGGCAAGGCCUCACAAACACCCCUUCCAGCCCAAGAAGUAUCGGGACAAAGAUUUAAAGGACAACUACUGUAGGAACCCGAAUAACCGCCUCCGUCCUUGGUGUUACACCAUGGAUCCCAAAACUCCAUGGGAGUACUGUAACAUCACUGUGUGUGGUUCAGACCCUACCGAGGACUCCGAUGUUGAAGUAACAACUUCCUGUGUCCAGGGAAAGGGCACAGACUACCAAGGCACAAUGAAUGUCACCCCGGAAGGUGUGACAUGCCAGCGCUGGGAUUCCCAGUUCCCACAUAGCCACUCAUUUCUUCCGCAGAACUACAAAUGCAAUUUGUGUGUGUGUUAUAGAGACCUCAGAGAGAAUUACUGUCGCAAUCCUGAUGGUGCAGAUUACCCAUGGUGCUUCACUACAAACCCUAAUCAGAGGAUAGCCAAUUGCACCCACAUCCCCAGAUGUGGUGCAGAGGCUACACAAAAAGCAGAGUGUUAUGAAGAGAAUGGAGAGACUUAUCGGGGCACUUUAUCCAUAACUCGAUCGGGGAUUCCCUGUGCAGACUGGUCACAUCACAUAAACAGUGGGGAUUCUCACUCUACGGUGUCCCAUGUAGGGCUGGAGAAGAACUACUGCAGGAACCCAGAUCGCGACAGACACGGCCCCUGGUGUUACACCAGUCCAAAUAACCGCCUGGCCUGGGAUUACUGUAAACUAAAACACUGUGAUUCAGCUACAAAGGCUCCUCAGACAAAUAUUCAAACGAGGCCCAAGAUAUCAUGCUUUGUGCACAUAAACACCAGAAUAGUUGGAGGACAUCAAGUGCGAGGUACAGAUGGCAGCUGGGUUGUAAGCAUCCAAAGACAGAAGGUCCAUUUGUGUGGUGGCUCACUAAUCAGAGAGAACUGGGUUUUGACAGAUCAGCAGUGCUUCACCUCCUGCGUUCCAGAUCUCCGGGAUUACAGUGUGCAGGUCGGUCUGCAUCACCUCGAUGAGUCUAAAAACCGACCGCGACUACGAGUCUCUCGCCUGAUCUGUGGCCCAGACGGCUCCAACCUAGUAAUGUUGAAGCUAGCAGAUCCUGCCCCUGUGUCUGAAGGUGCAUCCACCAUUCAUCUUCCCGUGAAAGACUGUCGCAUCCCUGAAGGCACCAACUGCACCAUGUAUGGAUGGGGGGAAACCAAAAAUACUGGACACGAUGAAGCCCUUAACUCUGUAAUCAUGCCGAUGGUGGACAACGACAUGUGCUCGCACAUCAAAGAAGACGCCGGGGAAAGCAGAAUAUGUGCUGGCGGGAAAAGGGGAGAAGGCGUGUGUGAUAGGGACUACGGUGGCCCACUGGUUUGCCAGGAACAUGAGCGCAAAGUCAUAAUUGGUGUGAGCAUCCAAAGGACAAAAUGUGCCUCAUCACAGCCAGCACUUUUUGUUAAUGUUGCUUUCUACUCAGAGUGGAUAUACAAAGUCUUCAGACUUUACCCGAAUGUGUAAAGAAACUAAUGGAGUGGUGUGAAAAGCAACCCACAGGGGACUACCAUAGCUUGCAAGAGCUGACAGAGGAACUUGGGCCACAAAUCUCCAACAUGGAUUAUUGGGUGGCAUACAGAAAACGACUGUAUGAUAGUGACAAGUUUGGAUUUUAUGGUGGAAUCUGUCGCCAUCUGUAGAUGACAUCUAAUUGGUUCUCACCCAUUCUUCGAUUUUGCAAAUGAGGAGAUCUCGGCAUUUUCGAAAUCAAAGUCUUGUGCACAUAAACGGAGUGCAAAUUGUUUUUUUUGACAUGUUCAGAAUUUCUGAAGCCAUGCAAACAAUGACAGUGAGGAGGACACUUGUGAUUCAGUAUUAUCUCCUGGAAUAUACUUGAACCCAACUCUUUGGUGGUUAUCACUUUAGGUAGCCUUCAUUGACUGGGACCUUUUCUUUUUUUUAGAUGAAGAAAGAAGAAUUUUUUUAAGUGUCGAGCUGGUCUUUUUACCUUAAACACAAGCGAUGUGGAUUGACAUAAAUGUGGCCUUCAUGACAUAAAAAGGUACAUAUCUGGUAUUAAGGUGAUUAUCACAGCAACUAAAGGUGUCCAUGUCCCAGAAAAGAAAAUAUAUGCGUGAAAAUGUCAUUACAAUCUGCCUAUUAUGUUCCCUUUGUGAAAAUAGCCUUUCAGCCUGGCAGUGCUAAUUGUGUGCAGUAGCUGAACUACCUUUUCCCCAGUUAGCUGUAACUAUUAGUUUUCCCCAUGAGAGGGUCUAAG